Exophiala mesophila is the source of this 1513-nucleotide messenger RNA. Its product is annotated as 26S protease regulatory subunit 8. The record is from RefSeq and is a predicted model, not a curated record. The transcript is spliced from 2 exons. Gene Ontology annotation, molecular function: proteasome-activating activity; ATP hydrolysis activity; ATP binding. Gene Ontology annotation, biological process: proteasome-mediated ubiquitin-dependent protein catabolic process. Gene Ontology annotation, cellular component: proteasome regulatory particle, base subcomplex. The coding region runs from base 137 to 1306 and encodes 389 amino acids. Lineage: Eukaryota; Fungi; Ascomycota; Eurotiomycetes; Chaetothyriales; Herpotrichiellaceae.
CAGAGUUCCACAACCAUCUGUCGCCUUCAACCUCGCAACUCCCAAUCUCCAUUGAUUCAUCUUGACCUCAGCUCUCCUCCGACCUCACAAGCCUGCCUCGACACCUCUCCCCCCUCUCACUCUCACAACCGCCACCAUGGCGCUCGAUAACUUCUACCACAACAAGAUCGAAUCAUUAAAACUCGAAAUCAUCCAAGGUCAAGCCGUUCUGCGGAGAUUAGAAGCACAACGCAAUGAUUACAAUUCAAGAGUACGACUACUACGAGAGGAGUUGGGACUCCUGCAACAACCGGGUUCCUAUGUAGGAGAAGUGGUCAAAGUCAUGGGCACCAAGAAAGUCCUGGUCAAGGUCCAUCCGGAAGGCAAAUACGUUGUCGACAUUGCUGAUAGUGUGGACAUUACCAAAUUGACCGUCGGCAAACGUGUCUCCCUCCUUUCCGAUUCCUACAAGCUCGAGAAAAUGUUGCCUUCAUCCGUCGACCCUUUGGUAUCACUCAUGAUGGUUGAAAAGGUCCCUGACAGCACAUACGACAUGAUUGGUGGUCUCGAUCAGCAGAUCAAGGAGAUCAAGGAAGUUAUUGAGCUGGGUCUGAACCACCCUGAACUCUUUGAAUCGUUGGGAAUCGCUCAACCCAAAGGCGUUUUACUCUACGGGCCUCCUGGGACAGGAAAAACACUUCUCGCGCGAGCGGUCGCCCAUCACGCCGACUGUAAAUUCAUUCGAGUGUCAGGUUCCGAACUGGUACAGAAAUACAUUGGUGAGGGAAGCAGAAUGGUACGAGAACUCUUCGUCAUGGCUCGCGAACAUGCGCCAAGUAUCAUCUUUAUGGACGAAAUCGACAGUAUAGGCUCCAGCCGUGUCGAGGGAAGCAGUGGCGGAGAUUCUGAAGUUCAAAGAACAAUGUUGGAGUUGUUGAACCAGCUGGAUGGGUUCGAACCGACCAAGAACAUCAAGGUCAUCAUGGCUACGAAUCGUCUCGACAUUCUGGACCCUGCCCUUCUCCGACCAGGUCGCAUUGACCGAAAGAUUGAAUUCCCUCCACCAACAGUCGAAGCCCGAGCUGAUAUUCUCCGCAUUCACUCUCGGAGCAUGAACCUGACACGUGGAAUUGAUUUGAAGAAGAUCGCCGAGAAGAUGAAUGGCUGCUCAGGCGCCGAAUUGAAGGGUGUGUGCACUGAGGCUGGUAUGUUUGCUUUGAGAGAACGCAGAGUGCACGUGACGCAGGAGGAUUUCGACCUGGCGACAGCCAAGGUCCUCAACAAGCAUGAUGACAAGGAGGUGUCAUUGGGCAAACUCUGGAAGUAAAUUCUACAGUUUCUGGGUGCCUGUUUCUGAGAGCGGCCAUUGCAUAUGUAACAAUACCUCUUGAAAAAGAACAGCAGUGAAGCGCCACCGACAGAUUAGACUCGGGUGGAUUGCUAAAGAUCAAGAUAGAGUCUCUGAUUCCAACUUGGGAUCAUCAUGUUCUUCAACACUAUUCUCCAUGCGUUGUAGUCUAAGUGGUUGAUUGAU